AUGCGCUUAUGCUCCUCGAUUUUCUUCAUCAGUCCCAUUUGCUUCUUCAUGGCGUUGUCGUGCUUCACGCUCGCCUCGUGCCAGCGGAAGGACCCGAUCUGGAGGCACGGGCAGCAACUGGCAGCAACGGGCAGCACAGGCACGGGCAGCAACAGGCAGCAACAGGCAGCACAGGCACGGGCAGCAACGGGCGGCAACGGGCAGCACAGGCAAAGGCAGCCAUGGGCGGCAACAGGCAGCACAGGCACGGGCAGCAACAGACAGCACAGGCACGGGCAGCAAUGGGCGGCAACAGACAGCACAGGCACGGGCAGCAACGGGCGGCAACGGGCAGCACAGGCACGGGCAGCAACGGGCGGCAACGGGCAGCACAGACACAGGCAGCAACAGGUAGCAACGGGCAGCACAGGCACGGGCAGCAACAGGCAGCAACGGGCAGCACAGGCACAGGCAGCAACGGGCGGCAACAGGCAGCACAGGCACGGGAAGCAACAGGCAGCACAGGCACGGGCAGCAACGGGCGGCAACAGGCAGCACAGGCACGGGCAGCAACGGGCGGCAACGGGCAGCACAGGCACGGGCAGCAAUGGGCGGCAACGGGCAGCACAAGCACAGGCAGCAACGGGCGGCAACGGGCAGCACAGGCUCGGGCAGCAGCAGGCAGCAGCGGGCAGCACAGGCACAGGCAGCAACGGGCGGCAACAGGCAGCACAUGCACGGGCAGCGACAGGCAGCACAGGCACGGGCAGCAACGGGCAGCAACACGCAGCAUAG
Closterium sp. NIES-65 is the source of this 774-nucleotide messenger RNA. The record is from the annotation of a GenBank genome assembly. Lineage: Eukaryota; Viridiplantae; Streptophyta; Zygnematophyceae; Desmidiales; Closteriaceae.